ACCUGUUACAACAACAACAACAACAACAACAACAACAACAACAACAACAACAACAACAACAACAACAACAACAACAACAACAACAACAACAACAACAACAACAACAACAACAAACUGCUGCUCGCGCGCGUGAACGUUUCGCAGUCCACACGUGCCCAAUUUCUGGUCGCAGACUCGAACUCAUGGCGUCAAAGUUAACAGACAGUCUGCGGGAUAAAUUCCGGGAUCUCGACAACAAUGAUGUCUACACUAGCGUCAAGGCCCAGGCUGCCAGUAAUCAGGCUCGCAACUUUGUCGUCGAGUUCAAUCACGAUGAGGCUAGAAUUGCUUGUGGCCUAAGCUCUGACGAGUUUGGAGUGCUCCUCGGUCUGAAGGCUCCCGAGGGCAUGGUACGUUGGAUCAACAUUUGGUCUCCGAGCAAGCAAACAUCGGUGGUAAAGCAGAUCGGCAACCGCUAUGGAUUCUCUCCAAGGCUACAGGCCCUAAUGGUGGCUCCUAAUCUAGCAUCUGUGUUGGAGGUAGACAAUAAACAAGGCUCUAAGCAGGGCGAUAUCGAAUCGGUGUUGAUGCAUGACGAGCCCAAGGUACAGCCGUCAACUCACACAACAGAGCAGAGCCUAGAAGAUAUCGAAAUCUACCAGUUGGUCAAAGAGACGGUCAACUACACGUCGAUAGAUCAGGGCAAGGAGUUUCUUUGCAUCGGCGCCAACUGGCUGCACCGUCGACCCUCAGUUGGUGAUACCGAAAAGGCUCAGAGAGUGUUGCCGCCCUGGCACUGGUCUUGGCUUACUCUCUGCUCUGACUUCGUUGUUAUAUCGUUCCACGAGAUACCGCCGACGGAACAGCCUGGAAGAGAAGACUGGGCCAGAGAUGAACUACAAAGCAUGAGAUCUAACACCCUGAGUGUUUUAUGCCAACUCUCGAAUCACGGCAUAGCGGACUUCACCGACAGACUCGUCUCGUUCAAACGAGUUAGGCAAGCGCUGAGUAUCACGGAGCCCAGAUCCAAGGCCGCAUGUGAAGGCUCAAGUAAUCUGUUCUACUAUUUGUUCGAGGAUUAUUCAGCAGCCAUGCCUGUGUUAAAAACCUCCAAGCUCCAGCUCGAACACUUGAGCGACCAGAUUUUUGGAAGUAGGGGCCGAAGAACAAAAGUCGGGACAGAAGAUGUCAUUAGGUCUCUCCACACGCUGAGAAAGGAACUUCGCCAACUUCAACAUCUUUUUGAGAGUUACAGAAACCUCAUCCGACGUAUCUGUUGGCCGCGAUCCGCUGAUGCAUUUCGAGACGGUCAACAUGGUUACUUUGAGCCAUCAGAAAACGUGUCCGGCGAGGUCAACAUAUCCUCAUCGGCUAGGAGCCGCUUCGAACGCCUCGGAGACAGACUGCAGCUGUUGAUGCUGAACACGAUUCAAGAACGCUUGGAAGAGCAAAAGGCCUUGUCUGAUACGUACUUCAGCCUCACGGCCCAGAAGGACUCGCAAGCCACUGCUCGCCUGAGCAGGAGCGCAACCCUCCUUGCCAAACUGAGCGUCUUCUUCCUCCCCAUUACCUUCAUGACCAGUUACUUCUCCGUGGAGAUACCCGAUCUGGUGGAGCAUUACACGCCCAAGAUGUACUGGAUCUGUUUCGCUAUCAUCGCUGGCCUUUCCUUCAUCAGCCUCUUCUUCUUCGGCCGAAUGCUGGAGACCGUUAGCGACACCCUCGAAGGCUGGGCUGAUUCAGUCUCGCGAAGGGCAAGAGGCCUCAUUGGCUCGAAUGUACAUCAUGAUAGAGACGAGCAAUAAGAUGUACAUAGGCCGACAUGCAUGUGACAGCUCGACGGGGAUAUUCGCCUGCGCCGCCACACCACACCCCGCCGAUGUCGCGUACAGUAAACCAAAUAGGAAAUAUGACGAAAGGGAGCGAGAGAACAUCUGCAUCGUAAUCAUCCUCAUACAGUG
Colletotrichum destructivum is the source of this 1940-nucleotide messenger RNA. Its product is annotated as Putative Mg2+ transporter protein, CorA-like/Zinc transport protein ZntB. Lineage: Eukaryota; Fungi; Ascomycota; Sordariomycetes; Glomerellales; Glomerellaceae. Gene Ontology annotation, molecular function: cobalt ion transmembrane transporter activity; cobalt ion binding; magnesium ion binding. The record is from RefSeq and is a predicted model, not a curated record. Gene Ontology annotation, cellular component: plasma membrane. The coding region runs from base 183 to 1784 and encodes 533 amino acids. The transcript is spliced from 6 exons. Gene Ontology annotation, biological process: metal ion transport; transmembrane transport.